Molecule: messenger RNA, 1618 nt
Organism: Daphnia pulicaria
Lineage: Eukaryota; Metazoa; Arthropoda; Branchiopoda; Diplostraca; Daphniidae
Product: acetylcholine receptor subunit alpha-type acr-16-like
Exons: 9
Coding region: 101-1372 (423 amino acids)
Biological process (GO): nervous system process; chemical synaptic transmission; regulation of membrane potential
Cellular component (GO): membrane; neuron projection; synapse
Molecular function (GO): transmembrane signaling receptor activity; neurotransmitter receptor activity; extracellular ligand-gated monoatomic ion channel activity
Source: RefSeq, a predicted model, not a curated record
CCAUCAGUCGUACUAGUAUAUAAACUGGGACAUCAGCCAUCAUCUCUUCACUCACCCAACAGCAUUGAAAUCUCAACGUUCAACAGGAGCUCUCACGAGGAUGUCUCGUGUGCUAUUCUUUAUCAAUCACUGCCUAUUCCUCGCCGUUGUUUUAACAUGGCAGCCAUCCGUUGCUGCAGAAGCUGACUACUUCAACGUUAUUGAAAAGCUUCACGUUAAUCUCCUACGCUCUUACAACAAUCAAAUCCGGCCCGUGAUAAAUCACACGGAUGCGCUUAAUGUCGAACUUUCAAUGAGACUUACCAGCUUUAAUUUCGAUGAAUUGCAAUCCCGCUUCUCCGCCAUCGGAUUUUUUUUAAUGAGUUGGAAAGAUCCUCGUUUCAUGUGGUCUCCUGCGGAAUAUGAAGGACUAACGACCAUCCACUUGCCCAAUGAGAAAAUAUGGAAGCCUGAUUUUGAGGUUUACAAUUCCUAUGGAUUACUAUCCAAAGAGCGUUCUUUUGCACCGAAUGAUGUUCUAAUAAGUAACGACGGUACCGUUAUUUGGGUUCCCAUAAGCAAUAUGGUUUCCAUCUGCCCCCCUGAUGCCACUUAUUAUCCGUUCGAUAGCGUCACAUGUACAACGAAAAUUGGCUCGUGGACGCACAAUGCGCUUAAAAUCAACAUUAGUCCAACGAAUAAUUCGACAACGGUGGAUAUCAGCGAACUGAUAAACAAAAGAAUGUCCGAAUGGAAUAUUAAGUCCACGCAAGUUAGUGUUGAGGUUAAAAAAUACGACUGCUGCACCGAACCCUACCAAUCGUUGGUCAUGAAGUUUACCAUUCAAAGGUCUCUAUCGACGACCAUCACUAUACCUACCAUAGUCAUCAUGGUUCUAAUCUUGGCAACUUUCAUCAUUCCGCCGGCGAUGGAUGCAAAACUGAUUGUGGGAGUUUUCAAUUUGACCCUAUUGUGUGGUUACCUGUUGUACUUUAAAACGGUACUUCCGGCUGGAAAUGAAAAUACGCCAUUGAUUGUUUCCUUUUAUAAUGGGUCUUUGGUCGUGGUGAUAUCUUCCAUCCUAUCCACCAUUCUAUCUCUACGCUGGACACGGCUUUCGAAAUCAGUAUCGCCACCGACUUUCAUCCGAAGCUGUUUAUCAGGCCGUAUUGGGACUAUCCUUGGGGUUUCACAUAAGUACACCAGCAAUAACCUUUUAGUAGCGAAGGAGCUCACUGAGAAAGUAUCGCAACAAUUUGUUCACGAUGACGGCGAAUCUCAAGAAAUUGAGAUUAAACAAGCUUGGACCAACAUUAGCGUAGCUUUGGAACGUAUCAUGUUGUUCAUUUACUUCUCUUUUAUUGCCUUCCACGUUAUAAGUUUCCUAGGUUGAGUUACGAGAAUCAUAAUUCAAGAGACCAAUACCUACUAACUUUGCUACAUGUAAGCCUUCUGCUUUGUUGAAUGUUUUCAUUAAUGAUGGAUUGCUCUAUAUUUCGGCUAUGUAGUGAUUUUAGAUUACUAUUGCUUCAUGGUAAGUGCACAGACAUUUGUGAAGUGAAAUUUUUACAAGCGUUAUUUCUUCUUGACAAUAAAAUUGCGCACUGGUAAUGAAUCGGUGGUCGUGAAUUCGAACAAA